UUCCGGCUGCCUCCCGCGUGCCAUCCCGGUCGCCCCCUAUGACAUUUGGAAUUAAAGUUUGGGCUUCUGAAAGCAGCCAAGAUGCCUUUCCAUCCCGUAACGGCCGCCUUGAUGUACCGGGGCAUUUAUACGAUUCCCAACCUUCUGGCAGCGGAACCGAAUCCGGUAGACAUUCCUGAAGACGAGUUGGAAGAGAUCCGUGAGGCAUUCAAAGUCUUUGACCGAGAUGGCAACGGGUUCAUCUCCAAGCAAGAGCUCGGCACCGCGAUGAGAUCUCUCGGCUACAUGCCCAAUGAAGUGGAGUUGGAAGUCAUCAUCCAGAGGCUGGAUAUGGAUGGUGAUGGACAAGUGGACUUUGAAGAGUUUGUGACGUUACUUGGUCCCAAACUUUCCACCUCUGGCAUCCCCGAGAAGUUUCAUGGUGCUGACUUUGACACUGUCUUCUGGAAGUGUGACAUGCAAAAGCUGACGGUCGAUGAGCUGAAACGGCUGCUGUAUGACACCUUCUGUGAGCACCUCUCCAUGAAGGACAUUGAAAAUAUUAUCAUGACUGAGGAGGAAAGCCACAUGGGGAAUGCAGAGGAGUGUCCAGUUGAUGUGGAAACAUGUUCCAACCAACAGAUCAGACAGACGUGCGUCCGGAAAAGCCUCAUCUGCGCAUUUGCCAUCGCAUUCAUCAUCAGCGUCAUGCUCAUCGCUGCCAACCAGGUGCUGAGAAGUGGGAUGAAGUAACCUCGGGGGAAGCAACGGAUGACUGGAUUGAGGAACAGAUGGACUUCCUUGAAAAACAUUGGGAAGAGCCCAAGAGACAUACCUAUAAAUACCUUUAGCCACAAGGGCCCAGGGCUGGGGGAGACUGUAAUGCCUCCACGGCAGAACUGUGCACGCACACACACACA
This is a messenger RNA of Candoia aspera, 899 nucleotides long. It is a transcript of the gene CABP7, whose product is annotated as calcium binding protein 7. The transcript has 5 exons. NCBI's taxonomy places the organism in Eukaryota, Metazoa, Chordata, Lepidosauria, Squamata, Candoiidae. Gene Ontology annotation, molecular function: calcium ion binding. The record is from RefSeq and is a predicted model, not a curated record. The coding region runs from base 82 to 732 and encodes 216 amino acids. Gene Ontology annotation, cellular component: trans-Golgi network membrane.